AUGGGCUCCAUGAAUUCGAACAACUGGCUUUCCUUCCCACUAUCUCCUACUCAUUCUUCCUUGCAAUCACAUAUGCAUACAUCUCAAGCUCAUCAUCAGUUCAAUCUAGGGUUAGUCAAUGAUAACAUUGACAACCCAUUUCAACCCCAUGAAUGGAAUCUAAUGAACACGCAUGGAAGCAAUGAAGUGCCAAAGGUUGCAGAUUUCCUCGGUGUGAGCAAAUCGGAUACACAGUCCGAUCUUGUGGCCUAUAAUGGAAUUCAAGCCAAUGAAUCCGAUUACGGCCUAUUUCAAAACAACAGUCUUGUACCUAUGCAUAAUGCUGUUGUGGCUCCUACUACUAACAACAACUAUGAGUUUCAAGAGAAUAGUAGUAACUUGCAGUCAUUGACACUCUCUAUGGGUAGUGGCAAGGAUUCUAUAAGUGAAACUAGUGGAGAAAAUAGUGCGACUACUGUUGAAGCCACCCCUAGGAGGACAUUGGAUACAUUUGGUCAAAGAACAUCCAUAUAUCGCGGUGUAACAAGGCAUAGAUGGACGGGAAGGUAUGAAGCUCAUCUGUGGGAUAAUAGCUGUAGAAGGGAAGGACAAUCAAGAAAGGGAAGACAAGUGUAUUUAGGUGGAUAUGACAAAGAAGAGAAAGCAGCUAGGUCAUACGAUUUGGCUGCACUCAAGUACUGGGGAACAUCUACCACCACUAACUUCCCGAUUAGUAAUUAUGAGAAGGAACUUGAGGAGAUGAAGCACAUGACCAGACAAGAAUUUGUAGCUGCCAUUAGAAGGAAGAGUAGUGGCUUUUCUAGGGGUGCAUCAAUGUAUCGUGGAGUCACAAGGCAUCACCAACAUGGACGUUGGCAAGCAAGGAUUGGUAGAGUUGCUGGAAACAAAGAUCUUUACCUCGGAACUUUUAGCACUGAGGAAGAAGCAGCAGAAGCUUAUGACAUAGCUGCAAUCAAAUUCAGAGGCCUGAAUGCAGUGACAAACUUCGACAUGAGCCGUUACGAUGUCAAGGCAAUACUGGAGAGCAACACUUUGCCCAUUGGAGGAGGAGCCGCAAAGAGACUGAAAGAGGCACAAGCACUUGAGUCUUCACGUAAGAGAGAAGAAAUGAUUGCUCUUGGCUCUGGUUUUCAAUAUGGAGGAAGCUCGAGCAGAUCGUUACAAGCUGGAUAUCCACUUGCAAUACAAACCCCAUAUGACCAAACCCCGCAACCAUUACUGACUCUACAAAACCAAGAUCACAUCUCUCAUUUCCAGGACAGUUCAAGUUACCAAAACUACAUUCAAACACAACUCCAAUUGCACCAACAAAGUGGGUAUUACCAGCUCCAGCAAGCAACCCAGAACCCAGUUCUCUACAAUUCUUAUAUACAAAAUAGUCCAGGAUUGCUUCAUGGGUUGAUGAACAUGGGUGGUUCUUCGUCGACUAUUGGGGACAAUGAUGGGAGUUCUAGCGGUGGAUAUAGUGGUGGAGGGUAUGGGAUUGGAUUGGGUUCGAAUUCUACUGGGACAAAUACAGUUGGCUCUGUUCAUGAUCAGGAGCUUGCACUUGUUAAGGUUGAUUAUGAUAUGCCUUCUGGCGGGUAUGGUAGCUGGUCCGGUGGCUCUGUUCAGGGUUCGAACAAUCCGAGUGAUUUCACUAUGUGGAAUGAUUGA
Tripterygium wilfordii is the source of this 1656-nucleotide messenger RNA. Its product is annotated as AP2-like ethylene-responsive transcription factor PLT2. The transcript has 8 exons. Gene Ontology annotation, molecular function: DNA-binding transcription factor activity; DNA binding. Bases 1 to 1656 code for a protein of 551 amino acids. The record is from RefSeq and is a predicted model, not a curated record. Gene Ontology annotation, biological process: regulation of DNA-templated transcription. NCBI's taxonomy places the organism in Eukaryota, Viridiplantae, Streptophyta, Magnoliopsida, Celastrales, Celastraceae.